CGUAACAGAGCUGCGCGCGCAACGGGCGGGAGAUAGGAAAAACAAUAACGCCCGAAACGGCGGCCUGGCAACCGUCAUGGCCCGGAUAGGACGAAGUGACGAUCUGGAAGACUUUCAUUAUCAAGACACAGAUUCUGAUGUUCCUGAGCACAGAGAAAACAGAGUCAUGGUGAAAUGGACCCAUGAGGAGGAUGAAGUGCUGAGAGCCCUUGUGAAGAAGUAUGGGCCGGGUGAAUGGAAACAAAUAGCCAGCCACAUGCUUAACCGGACAGAGCAGCAAUGCCAACAAAGAUGGCUCCGCGUUCUUCAUCCUGACCGUGUCAAAGGACCAUGGACUAAAGAGGAAGAUGAGAAGGUUAUUGAGCUGGUGAAGAAGUAUGGAACUAAGCACUGGACACUCAUAGCGAAGCAACUGAAGGGAAGGUUGGGUAAACAGUGCCGUGAGCGCUGGCACAACCACCUCAAUCCAGAGGUGAAGAAGUCCUCCUGGACUGAAGAGGAGGAUCAGAUUAUCUGUCAAGCGCACAAAGUUCUAGGCAAUCGCUGGGCAGAAAUAGCAAAGCUGUUGCCUGGGCGGACAGACAAUGCAGUGAAAAAUCAUUGGAAUUCAACCAUCAAGCGGAAAGUGGAGACAGGCGGCUAUCUGAAUGGAAUAAAGAUCAGCAUCACAGAGGAGAAGGACGAAAAGGAAGACUCUGCUUAUCAGGCUGCAGUGGAAGAGAAAGAACCAUGCUUGGUUUCUGAAGUCAAGGUCGAGACCGUAGAACACGGCCCCAACUCUGACAUAAUGGAAGUGAAAAUAGUUGAGGUAAAGUCUGAGCAGCUGAGUGAAGGCGAGGAAGAGGAGAGUGCAGGGUCCAGCCCGUCAUCUGCCUCUGUGAAUUCUGCCCCAGAGAAAUGGAUGGUGGAGUAUGUCAACUGCCUAGUGCCAAGCAAUGACAUGAUCGAAUCGGAUGCUGAAGGUUGGUGUGACCUCACAAGUUUUGAUUUGGCGGAUGAAUCUGCGGUUACUGAUGUUGGCAGUCCUAACUCUGAUACUUCAGCAAAACCCCUUGCAACCAAUGUUACUGAAUAUCGUCUAGAUGGACACACCUUGUCUGACCUGAGUAAGGGUAGCAAGGGGGAGUUGAUUCCUAUAUCUCCACGUCCACAUGCUGGAUUUGGGACCCCACCAUCCCUGCUGAAACACAAGAAGAGGAGGAUCACAUUGUCGCCUGUGACGGAAAGUGUGGCCAACACUAGUGCCUCCACUACAGAUACAAAUAGCAUGACCCCCAAAAGCACUCCUGUUAAAUCACUGCCCUUCUCUCCAUCACAGUUUUUGAAUUUUUGGUCGAAACAUGAUGCACUGGAGCUGGAAAACCCAUCUCUAACCUCCACACCUGUCUGUAGCCAAAAGGUGGUUGUAACCACACCUCUCCAUCGAGACAAAACGCCAUUGCUACAGAAGAAUUCGGCGUUUGUGACGCCAAAUCAUAAAUUUAUGGGGGAUAAUGCACCCCACACGCCCACCCCGUUCAAGAAUGCUUUAGAGAAGUUUGGGUCAUUAAGGCCAUUGCCUCAAACCCCUCAUCUUGAAGAUCUGAAGGAAGUUUUACGCAACGAAUCUGGUAUAGAACUGGUCAUUGUAGACGAAUCCAAUCAUGAACGUCCAAAAAGGAAACCUGGGCAUUCUCACAGUCCGAUCAAGAAGGUGCGGAAGUCUCUUGCUUUAGAUGUGAUUGACAAGGAGAUCAAGCCUCCCACACUUUCCCUUUCUUCUGCAGUAUCUCUAGAAGUACAGCCGCAGUCCUGCGAGAGCUUCUUGUCCAUGUCCCUGAAUGAGUCGUCUUGCAGCACUAAAGAGAACAGUUUAUUAAAUCAGGGAUUUGUCCAGGUGAAGCCAAGCAAAGGCUCCUCCGUCUACGAUGAAACCGCACACACUGACAUUGGCGAGCUGGUGAAAACGCAGGAGGCAACUGCUCGGAAAACCAGUAAAAGCGUAUUCAUCAAAAUGGAACCCUCCAUACACUUCAUUACAGACUCUGGCCCGAGCUCACCUGUAGAUGCGGACACGUCUGUCAAGACCUCGUAUUACAGGAGUAAAGGAGCCAUUUUGAAGCCUGACAAACCUAUCCUUUGCAAUGCUGAGAAGCAUUCAGCAACACAAACAGAAACCCUCAGGAUUCCCGAACCGAUGAGUAAAGCUUGGAAAAUCAUCGCUUUUGGUGGCUCCCAGGACCAGCUGCUCAUGCAGGAGAAAGCCCGAGCAAUUCUGAACUUGUACAAACACAGCUCUACUUCACGGACUCUCAUCAUGUCAUGAUGCAGCCAAAAAAAGACUUGUCCAUCAUCUAGUUUUAGAAGAACCACCUCACCGUGCAGCUACAAAGACCCCAGCGAUCUAUUAACAUUGGGUUCUGGCUGGACCACACGUUACUCAGGCUUGUGCUGUCUCCAUAAAAGGUCCAAAAUAAAUGGUAAAUAAAAUAGAAACCCCAAUUCCCCCCCACGUCCACGAUCUUAUAACUGUAUGGUAAGUCACACUUUUCAGUAUUGUAAAAGGGUGGUCCAGCAAAGAAACACACUGCCGUGUUGUGUCCAUGGGCUGUGGCAUUGCAUAUGAUCACAAUUCUCUUGCCUGGUGACGAGCCCCUUUAAAAGGACAAAAGAUGAUAGUCAUAUACCGAAUACACAAUUGGAUCGGAGCUCUAGUUUUUAAUUUAUCAAAUUAAUAGUUUAUCAAAACUGUUGGAAAUGUUCAUUGCAACCGGUCUGAUUGCUCCUUUUCAUUUUGCUAGUUUUUUGGAUCCCCCUUCCCAAAUCAGAACUGUUGUAAAUUAGCUAGCGGAGGAUGUAGGGAGAGUUUACUUACAAGUAGGUAUAUAUGUAUUUGCUGUUAGUAUGACUGAUCUUAAAGGGGUUCUCUGGUAUUAAGUAAGCAGACACGUCUUAUGAAGCAAAAUUCAUAUUGCAGGGGAGGAAAGCCUCUUUGCAACCAUCGGCCUUGGAACAAUGAGAUCAACAUUUGGGGACCCUUUAUUUUUUUUUAUUUAACACUAUUAUAACUGACUAUUAAUACAGGGGGUUGUCUGAAAUUUGGAAAUAAAAGAUGUUGUUUUUAAUUUAUUUUAUUGCAUUUGUCAUCACUUACCAAUAGGUGAUGCGGCCGGUCACUGUAGAUUGGUGUCUGUCUGAGAUCUCUGCCGACACAGAUGGAGAUACCAACCUGUAGAAAAAGGCUCUUUUUAUUAUGUGAAAAUUGACCCCCCCAGGGUGCAACAAGGGCAGUGCUGUUGCACCCAGAGACUCCUUUCCCUGUUUCCUUUGCUCUGCCUCCACCACUGUGACAGACAGACCAGACAGUGAAAACCUAUGCAUCCCUGGCCCUGAACUGUGUGUCUCCAUCCCUUAAUUGCAUGCGUGCCGAACACAUUUCCUGUGAGACUUCAGGGCCAGGCAUGAAUGUUUGUUUUUACUGCCUGGUCUGUCUGUCACAGUGGUGGGGGUGCAGCAUGGCAGACAAGGUAAGGACUCUGUGUGCAAUGGCACUGCUGCUGUUGCACCUAGGGGGUAAUUUUACAUUUUAUGAACCUACCUGUAAUUCAGAAACUGUGCCGUCUUUUGGCAAUGUCUAAUAUUGCAAGCCAAUUGCAAUACCAGAGGCAGCCCAUAAACAAGGGUGACGCCGCUUCGUUUUUUUUUUUUUUAUAUCUCUCAGGCGUCCUUGAACAUUCCACGUGCUCUGCUUUAUCUAUAGUUACACAGUCCUAGCCACGUUAAUGCAGUGUUUUGUGUGUGGGGUCCCCACAAAGAAUGGAGUGUUACAUAACUGUUCUCAUUUUCUAUUAGGCUCCUUUCACACGAGCGAGUUUUCCGCCCGGGUGCAAUGCUUGACACUGAUCCUGACCAGUUCAUUUCAAUGGGUCUGUAUACAUGAGCGUUUUUUUCACGCAUCAGUUCUGCGUUGCCUGAAAAAUGCAGCGUAUUCUAUAUUCUGCAUUUUUCACGCAGCUCUGGC
Bufo gargarizans (Asiatic toad) is the source of this 4000-nucleotide messenger RNA. RefSeq names its product MYB proto-oncogene like 2 (gene MYBL2). The record is from RefSeq and is a predicted model, not a curated record. NCBI's taxonomy places the organism in Eukaryota, Metazoa, Chordata, Amphibia, Anura, Bufonidae. Bases 77 to 2305 code for a protein of 742 amino acids. Gene Ontology annotation, molecular function: RNA polymerase II cis-regulatory region sequence-specific DNA binding; DNA-binding transcription factor activity, RNA polymerase II-specific. Gene Ontology annotation, cellular component: nucleus. Gene Ontology annotation, biological process: regulation of DNA-templated transcription. The transcript is spliced from 14 exons.